AUGGAAAUUCUAUCUCAGAAUAAGGAGACCGAGCAGGCUAGAGACGUAUUCGGCUGUCAACAAACUGAAACUUGUCAGCAGUAUCAACCCAGUCGUGCAGUAGAUGGAUACAUUAACACAUUCAUGAGACAAAGAGGGCGUAUUGCUGGUUUUUCACUCUAUGUGUCGAACACAACUAUAAAGGAAGAUGGAUAUCUAUGUUACAAUAACGGUCAAGAGUUACCGGCCUUGAAUUUCAGUACAACCUGUGUCAAACAUGGACGUUACGUUAUAUUCUACAAUGAAAGACUUGACGGAACACGUUAUCCUACCGGAUAUCAAACAUCCCAUGUUUACACUGAAUUAUGUGAAGUAGCUGUAACAGGAUGUAAAGAAUCCGGUGUGUAUGGAAAUAACUGUGAUCUACCUUGUCCAAACAACUGUCAGGAAUUGAGAGGUGACAUUGUCCAUGGAACGUGUUUGGGUUGUACAGCAGGAUGGAUGGGGGAGUUUUGUAACACUUCCUGUCCAGCUGGAUAUUAUGGUCUACAGUGUGGAUCUACGUGUACUAGACACUGCAGAGACAACCUGUUCUGUAAUCACACCACUGGAUAAUGUGACUAUGGCUGUGGUAA
Molecule: messenger RNA, 614 nt
Organism: Ostrea edulis (European flat oyster)
Lineage: Eukaryota; Metazoa; Mollusca; Bivalvia; Ostreida; Ostreidae
Product: scavenger receptor class F member 2-like
Exons: 5
Coding region: 1-594 (197 amino acids)
Source: RefSeq, a predicted model, not a curated record